This is a messenger RNA of Prunus avium (sweet cherry), 1521 nucleotides long. RefSeq lists its product as uncharacterized. The record is from RefSeq and is a predicted model, not a curated record. Lineage: Eukaryota; Viridiplantae; Streptophyta; Magnoliopsida; Rosales; Rosaceae. Gene Ontology annotation, molecular function: receptor serine/threonine kinase binding.
AUGGUUGUUUUCCUUAAACCCUCUCUGUUUUUAUAUAACUCUGUUUUGCUGGGUUCUUUGCCUGUAUUUGUUGGUUUUGCUGGGUUGGAGUUCUUAGACUUGUCUAAUAAUAGGUUGGGUGGGGCCAUUGAUUUAGAGUUAGAUGGGUUAGUUGGGCUCAGAAGCUUGAACCUUACCUUGAACAAUUUCACUGGUUCUGUUCCUACGCGUCCUGGAAAAUCCAAGGUCUUGAAGGAGCUUCGGCUUACUAUGAAUAUGUUUCAUGGCAUAAUCCCUGUUGAUAUUGUGGGCUGCCGCAAUUUGACUCUGAUUGAUUUUAGUGUAAAUAAUAUUUCUGUUCCUGACAGAAUUGGAGAGCUCUCCAAACUUGAGGUUUUGAUUCUGUCGUCCAAUAGUUUAUCUGGCGAAAUCCCACGAAGCCUUCGGAAUAUGACAAGCCUCACCCGUUUUGCUGCAAAUUCUAACAAUUUCAACGGUCCAAUUCCUGCAGGAAUUCCAAAACAUCUGAGAAAUUUGGACCUAAGCUAUAACAGCUUAAGUGGCUCGAUUCCAUCGGAACUUUUGUCUCCAUUGAAUCUGCAGAUUGUGGAUUUGUCUAACAAUAGAUUAAACGGAUCGAUACCUACAGCUCUUUCUCCGAGGUUGGUCAAAUUGAGAUUAGGAAGCAAUUCACUUGAUUAUGUAAUUCCAACUGCGGCCAUUUCAACACUCCAACACUUAACUUACUUGGAGCUGGAAAACAAUACAUUGACCGGAUUGAUUUCUCCUGAAUUGGGUUAUUGCCAGAGUUUGGCACUGUUGAAUUUGGCUCAGAAUCAGCUCUCUGGGUCUCUGCCAGUGGAGUUGGGUAACCUUAGCCAUCUUCAAGUCUUGAAACUUCAAUUUAACAAGUUGGCUGGUGAAAUCCCAAUUCAAAUUGCUCAAAUGUCGAAGUUGUCGACUCUAAAUAUCAGCUGGAAUUCUCUGAAUGGUUCGAUACCACCUUCGGUUGCAAGCUUGAAGAAUCUCAUUAACAUGAAUUUACAAGGCAACAAUCUCAGUGGUUCGACACCGGAAAAUAUUGGCUCCAUGACUUCUCUGAUGGAACUCCAACUUGGAGAAAAUCAGUUGAGUGGUCGCAUUCCAAGCAUGCCUAUUACUUUGCAGAUUGCUUUGAAUCUCAGCAGCAAUCUCUUUGAAGGACAUAUUCCCGUAACUCUUGCCAUGCUCACGGGAUUAGAAAUUCUGGAUCUCUCAAAUAACAAAUUCUCAGGUGAGAUACCCCUAGCCUUGACGCAGUUGGGAGCCUUGACACAGUUGAUACUUUCCAACAAUCAGCUCUCUGGAGAAAUUCCAAAAUUUAGUUCUUGGGUCUUCGUCAACACAAGUGGAAAUGAGGGUUUGACUAACUCCGCGACACCAAGCACGUCACCAGAAUCGAAAAAGAAGGGAAAACCAGUUUCACUGACAAUUGUUCUUUGGGCAGUUGCAGCAGCUAUUUUUGCUGUUGGAGGGAUCGCCAUCUUCCUAUAUCACUAUUAG